This is a messenger RNA of Labrus bergylta (ballan wrasse), 1999 nucleotides long. RefSeq names its product voltage-dependent anion channel 3 (gene vdac3). The record is from RefSeq and is a predicted model, not a curated record. Gene Ontology annotation, molecular function: voltage-gated monoatomic anion channel activity. NCBI's taxonomy places the organism in Eukaryota, Metazoa, Chordata, Actinopteri, Labriformes, Labridae. Gene Ontology annotation, biological process: monoatomic anion transmembrane transport. Gene Ontology annotation, cellular component: mitochondrial outer membrane.
GUGCUCAGUGUGCUUGUCUCUGCUUUCUCCUUCACUGUGCCCUGCCGCACCGGACAGUGUUGAGAAACUACACGCUCCUCUCGCAAAUUUAGAGACAUGGCAGAGAAAGGAGUGGUGGUGCAGAAGGAAAAGGCAGGAAAUGGCAAGCAAGCAGUGAACAAAGGCCAGUGUGUGACAUGUGAACACCACGCACCCAAGGGACAUGGCACAAUGGCCGUCCCCCCUGCAUACACAGACUUGGGAAAAUCCGCCAAAGACAUCUUCAGCAAGGGCUUUGGAUAUGGAAUUCUCAAGCUGGACGUUAAGACCAAGGCUCAGAGUGGUGUUGAGUUUGCCACCUCCGGCUCCAAUAACACGGACACAGGAAAGUCAGGAGGCCACCUGGAGACCAAGUACAAAGUGAGCGACCUGGGACUGAACUUCACCCAGAAGUGGAACACAGACAACACUCUCACCACAGAAAUCACUAUUGAGGACCAGCUGGCUAAGGGCCUGAAGCUCAGUCUGGACACGUCAUUUGUGCCCAAUACUGGUAAGAAGAGUGCCAAGCUGAAGACCGGCUACAAGCGUGACUUUGUCAACAUGGGCUGCGACCUUGACUUCGACAUGGCCGGUCCCACCGUCCACGGGGCCGCUGUGCUGGGCUACGAGGGCUGGCUGGCCGGCUACCAGUUGGCUUUCGACACCGCCAAAUCUAAACUGACCCAGAACAACUUUGCCCUUGGAUACAAGGCCGGUGACUUCCAGCUUCACACCAGCGUUAAUGAUAGCACAGAGUUUGGUGGCUCCAUUUACCAGAAGGUGAACAGCAACCUGGAGACAGCGGUCCAACUGGCCUGGACAGCCGGCAGCAACAACACACGCUUCGGAAUUGGAGCCAAAUACCAGCUGGAUAAGGAUGCUUCUCUGUCUGCCAAAGUUGACAACGCCUGUCUUGUUGGAGUGGGAUACACACAAACCCUCAGGCCAGGAGUGAAGCUCACCCUCUCAGGCUGAUUGACGGGAAAAACGUGAACGGCGGUGGACACAAAGUGGGCAUGGGAUUUGAGCUGGAGGCAUAAAGAUCCAGCAGGAGAACAGACAAAAAGGAGAGUGAGGACAGCGAAACGGGAAGUAGAAGAUAACAGAGCCCAAAUGUGAAAACAUUUUUUAAAAAAAAAGGUCCACUCAGCGAUACAUAAACACAUCUUCCCUCUCAGUCUGACACGUACACACAUGUUCUUUGGCCUUAACCCUGUAACCCUAAGCAGCCUCACAAACCUCCAGUACUGUAACUUUUAAAUGAAUCAAGAUUUAUUUUUUAAAAUAUACACUAUUUACAGGUAACAACUUUUAAGCAUCUUUUAUCAGAAAACACCAAAAAACAGACUCAACAGCUGAAAAUGAAACCUUGUUUGCCAGAUAAUGUGCUACUUCUGACCAGUUGAAUAGGACAAAGUGCACUUUGAAUAAAGCAGUAUGUGUCAGCUAUAUCUGUGUUGUUUCUAAAAUAGGAUUAAAAGCACCUUUUUAUUUUGAAUGUGUGGUCAGCUCAUCUUUGUUCUGAUAUACUCUGGGUUUUAGACAAAAAAAUAUAGUAGAGGGUGCCUUUUAUUUUGGUUUUGUUUUGGUUUUGUUGCAUGCUAUUAAGACUUGAGGGACGCUUUAUGAGUUUUAAGUGUCAAACUGACGAGUACAGAGACUGUAAACAAACGCAAUAAAACCUUGAGGGAGUUAAGUAGAGAAGACAGAGCAGCUGCUCCCUCUCAGACUAAGUGGACUGACUGGUUCACCGUUUGACCUCAGAAACACAGUUUUUAUACUGUGGACCUUCAGUUGCCUCCAUGUCUAUUUUUUUUCAGGAGCUACGUGUGACCUCUUUGUCUGGUUUUGUCUCCAGUACCUGUUCAACCUACAUUUCACUUUAUCUGUGCUGUGCUAUGUAUAGGAGCCUUAGUCAACUGUUAGGACCUCAAACUGAUUUCAUUGAAUUAAAGGAAUAAAGAAUGUUAACCACAAA